AUGGGACGUUGGAUGGGUAUAAUAGGUGAUUCGUCGUUCUCGUCUUUAUCGAAAAAUCUUCAAACCAAUUUCGAUACAACUAUCGUUAUCAUAUCGCGUAUUUUAAUAUGCUUUCCAAAUACGUUAAUGAUCCUUCCGCAGGUUCACCUACGGAAACCUUGUUACGACUUUUGCCCGGUUCAAGCCACUGCGAUUAAGGCGAUUUCCACCAGAGUAUUUCCACCGCAAAUAUUCGGCUUCAAUACAGCAGUCUCCGCUUUUCUCGAAACGGCUCAGUCCCGGGCAGCGACGGGCGGUGUGUACAAAGGGCAGGGACGUAAUCAGCGUGAGCUGAUGACUCACACUUACUAG
Dracunculus medinensis (Guinea worm) is the source of this 351-nucleotide messenger RNA. The record is from the annotation of a GenBank genome assembly. Lineage: Eukaryota; Metazoa; Nematoda; Chromadorea; Rhabditida; Dracunculidae.